This is a messenger RNA of Serpula lacrymans var. lacrymans S7.9, 705 nucleotides long. RefSeq lists its product as uncharacterized. Gene Ontology annotation, molecular function: SNAP receptor activity; syntaxin binding. The transcript has 7 exons. The record is from RefSeq and is a predicted model, not a curated record. Gene Ontology annotation, biological process: vesicle-mediated transport; vesicle fusion. The coding region runs from base 102 to 452 and encodes 116 amino acids. NCBI's taxonomy places the organism in Eukaryota, Fungi, Basidiomycota, Agaricomycetes, Boletales, Serpulaceae. Gene Ontology annotation, cellular component: plasma membrane; SNARE complex.
ACGGCCGUCUGCACUGCGACGACGUCCUUCACCGCUUUUAACACCUGCGCAGUCCCCUCCACCACCACCACCCCUCACAGCACGCUCGUAACGCCAUCAUCAUGUCCGAACCUUAUGACCCCUACGUGCCCCGUGGUGGCUCUUCCUCCAACCCGUCUGGCCCCAGUCAGGGCAACACAAAGACUGCCGCUAUUCAGCAGCAGAUUGACGACACUGUCGGGAUAAUGCGGGAGAACAUCACCAAGGUAGCGGAAAGAGGAGAACGACUGGAUUCACUACAAGACAAAACUGAUAACCUUGCCAUAUCAGCGCAAGGUUUCCGGCAUGGUGCAAAUCGUGUACGAAAGAACAUGUGGUGGAAGGACAUGAAGAUGCGUCUCAUCAUUGGUGUUGCAGUCGCCAUAAUUAUUGUCAUCAUUGUUGUGUCAAUUGUGAAGGCAACGCAAAAAUAACGCUACUACGGUUUCGACUGCGCAUUACUUUAUCCAGGCCUCUCUGCUCGCCUUCUUCGUUUCUGCGUACCUAUGAUUCGGAUGUGUUGUAUCUAUGCGCCAUACUAUUAAUAUUUUCCCUCUCGUCGUUCCCCCGCUGUAGAGCAGUCUACGGUAUCGCUGAGACCUGGGAAGAUUGGACAUUGACACAUAGUUUUUCUGUGUAAACAUGCUUGUGUUUCUGGAAUAUAUGUAUACUUGUUGUUACACAUGC